Messenger RNA from Linnemannia hyalina, 774 nucleotides. Lineage: Eukaryota; Fungi; Mortierellomycota; Mortierellomycetes; Mortierellales; Mortierellaceae. The record is from the annotation of a GenBank genome assembly.
AUGACCACUUUGAGCGCUAUCCCAGACCAAACCUUCACAACUCCUUCCUUGGGUCUGGAUGUUCAAUCGAUCCUCGCUUCUGAGUCGGCCACCCUGGACCCCUCGAUGACCAAGGACCAAAUCCUCGAGAUCGGACAAUUUCUCACCAACAACAACACUCACCUGACCCACCUCACCCUAAGCGAAGGGUUCAAGGAUCUGCAAGAGGCCCUCAAGGAGUUCUUUGAGCUCCCUUGUUGCUCACAGCUUGAGUCCCUGGAAUACAAGGCUGGUGGAUCGAGUUUUGCUCAGAUCCUUCUGGCAACCUCCUCCGCUGGCGCCAACACUCCAGUGGACCUGGAUCAGGUGUCCGACAGCGCCAUCGUGACCAAGAAGGUACCCUUUGUCAAGACCCUCAAGAACCUCCGUCUCGGAUACAACUCUGACAGCCCCCAGACCAAGACAGACAUUGCAGUCUUCAACGGUCUGCUGAAGCACAUGAUCGAACUGGAGUCGUUCAUUCUUGCUCAGCCCCUCGAUAGUUUGGCCCUCCUCGAAGGGUUGUCGACCUCCCUGCCUCAUUUGCAAAAGUUGUCGAUCGUAUUGAACAACGAGAGCGGGUUGGAGGAGGAGGAAGUUGUGUCGAGGAUCAAGGAGGACUUGUUGCCUGGGGUGGAGGAUUUGGAGGUCGAGAUCGAUGAGCGCGAAUCAAGCUAUUACCUCAACCUGAGCCGGGAUCGUCACUUCGAAGCUUUUAUUCGUCGCUUUGGAGGCGAGCGCAAGCAACAAGCAUGA